Messenger RNA from Ceratitis capitata (Mediterranean fruit fly), 2180 nucleotides. RefSeq names its product kinesin light chain (gene Klc). Gene Ontology annotation, biological process: microtubule-based movement. The transcript has 7 exons. Lineage: Eukaryota; Metazoa; Arthropoda; Insecta; Diptera; Tephritidae. Bases 415 to 1998 code for a protein of 527 amino acids. The record is from RefSeq and is a predicted model, not a curated record. Gene Ontology annotation, cellular component: membrane-bounded organelle; cytoplasm; kinesin complex. Gene Ontology annotation, molecular function: kinesin binding.
UGUUCGAUUACUUUUAGGUGUAGUCAAGUAUUUUUAUUCGUUCCAUGAAUUUCGGUCGAAAGUUCUUUGGAUCGUUUCAGUUUUUUUGUUAAAACAGUACGAUUUCCUGCACAUAUCUAUUAAAGACAAAUAUUUCACAGGCUCAUAUAAACAAAAAUAUAUCUUUCGACACUUGCCGCAGUUACGUGACGUUUAGUACAUUUUUUUGUAUCCUGUUUAAUAACGUUUGGAUCCACUAUAAUUUGUUGGGGUUGAAAUGACGUCAUAUAUUUUGCGCUCAUGCGCAAAACAUUGAUAAAUAUGCCAGGAAGUUUAUUGAUUUCUGGACAUUUGUACACACAGAGAGAGUGGAAAUGUACGCGGUUACAGACGUUAAAAGACAUUGGCUGCUGAAAAUUAGAUUUUUUAUACAAAAUGAUAGCAUCUAAAGCAAUAAGAACAUAUAGAAUACGUAAAAUCGAAAGCAUCGGCAAGAUGACUCAAAUGACACAGGAUGAAAUAAUUAGCAAUACAAAAACAGUGUUGCAGGGUCUCGAGGCCUUACGUGUCGAACAUGUCUCACUAAUGACUGGCAUGGGUGAAGCCCAUCGUGAAAAUGAGAAAUCUGAUAUUGUACGUAAAAAUAUCGAACAUAUUGAGCUGGGUUUAUCUGAGGCGCAAGUAAUGAUGGCAUUAGCCUCACAUUUGCAAAAUGUCGAAGCUGAAAAGCAAAAAUUAAAAACGCAAGUACGGCGUUUACAUCAAGAAAAUGCUUGGUUACGCGACGAACUCGCCAAUACACAACAAAAAUUCCAAGCCUCCGAACAAUUGGUAGCACAACUGGAAGAGGAGAAAAAGCAUUUGGAAUUUAUGGCGUCUGUUAAAAAGUACGAUGAUAAUCAGGAGCAAGAGGAUUCAUGUGAAAAGUCACGUGCCGAUCCAGUUGUUGAAUUAUUUCCCGAUGAAGAGAAUGAGGAGCGUAAUAAUAUGUCGCCAACACCGCCAAGUCAAUUCGCCAAUUCGACGGCUGGCUAUGAGAUACCAGCACGUCUACGUACUUUGCAUAAUUUGGUGAUUCAAUAUGCUUCACAAGGCAGAUAUGAAGUGGCGGUGCCGCUAUGCAAACAAGCGCUCGAGGACUUGGAGAAGACAAGUGGCCACGAUCAUCCUGAUGUGGCUACAAUGUUAAAUAUACUAGCCUUAGUCUAUCGUGAUCAGAACAAAUACAAAGAGGCAGCAAAUCUACUCAACGAUGCCCUAUCUAUUCGUGGUAAAACAUUAGGUGAAAAUCAUCCGGCCGUUGCUGCAACUCUUAACAAUUUAGCUGUUUUAUAUGGUAAACGUGGCAAAUAUAAAGAUGCCGAACCACUUUGCAAACGUGCAUUGGAAAUACGUGAGAAGGUCCUUGGCAAAGAUCAUCCCGAUGUGGCGAAGCAAUUGAAUAAUUUAGCUUUGUUGUGUCAAAAUCAAGGCAAAUAUGAUGAAGUUGAAAAGUAUUACCAACGUGCAUUAGAAAUUUACGAGUCGAAACUUGGUCCAGAUGAUUCGAAUGUCGCCAAAACCAAAAACAACUUAGCCAGCUGUUAUUUAAAACAAGGAAAAUAUACAGAAGCUGAGGUCCUAUAUAAACAAGUCUUAACCCGUGCACAUGAACGUGAGUUCGGUGCUAUUGAUAGCAAAAAUAAGCCAAUCUGGCAGGUCGCUGAGGAACGUGAAGAACAUAAAUAUGAUAAUCGUGAUAAUACACCAUAUGGCGAAUACGGUGGUUGGCAUAAAGCGGCUAAAGUUGAUUCGCCAACUGUUACAACCACACUAAAGAAUCUCGGAGCCCUGUACCGGCGACAGGGUAUGUUCGAGGCAGCCGAAACAUUGGAGGACUGUGCUUUGCGUAGCAAAAAAGAAGCAUUAGAUUUAGCGAAACAAACCAAAGUUGCACAACUGCUCACCAGCGGCGAAAAGCGGCGCUCAAGACAUUACAAAGAAGAUGCUGAUACUGAUGAGAGAGCAUACAAACCCUAGACGGUUUAGCUAUGAUGGCUCGGGUCAGCGAAGUGUGCUACACAAGCUCACCAUAUAAUAAUAAUAAUAAUAAAAUAAAAAUAAUAAUAAUAAAACAAAUAGAUGAUAUUUUAAGUUUUCUACACAAGUAACCAUAACAAAUAUUUAUUUACUCAUUCCUUAAUAAAGUUUGUUCACGCAAA